ACAUCUAAAUCCAUGCAUGACAUGACAAGAAAGACGGAGUACGUACCAGGCUCCUUCUUCCUCACUCGGUCAAUUCCAACAUGGCGGACAAGAAGGAAAACAAUGCAGAGGAAGAAAGGCAUCGAUUUUUACAGUCUCUUUUGAAUAGAGGUCCCAAUAAGAGACAGAUUAAACCAGUAGAAAACAGUCCUUUGCUGCAGUUUGUGCUGGGAGAGGAUGAAGAAGAUGAGGAAGAAGAUGAAGACUUUGAGUUUGAUGAACAUGCUGAAGCUGGAUCAGGAAGUGAUUAUGAUGAACAAGAUAUGGAUUCUAGCAAUGUAGACAACCGAAAUGAACCAGAGGACAAUGAUGGUGAUAGCGAAGACAGCGAAGAAGAGGUUGAUAAAGGACCAACAUUAUCAAUUGGAGAUCUGAUAGCAGCAAUGCAUUCAAAGAAAGACCAGAAGCUAGAACCUCUCAAAGCAUCUUCUGAUGUGGUCAUCUGUGGUAUAUGUAUGGAUGAUGUCAGUGAUGAAGGAGAUGAAAUUGUUGAGUGUGACAACUGUGGGAUCACUGUCCAUGAAGGUUGCUAUGGUAAUAUUAAUGAACAAGGAAGUGAAAGUGACAAGAGUAAUGAUACUGACUCGCCAACAGAGCCUUGGUUUUGUGAUGCAUGCAAAUCUGGAGUUCAACCUGAUUGUGAACUUUGUCCUAAUCUUGGUGGGAUAUUCAAAGAAACAGAUACUGGACAAUGGGUUCAUUUGCUUUGUGCUCUCUACACACCUGGAGUGGCUUUUGUGAAGCCUGAAAGCCUGGAAUGUGUUACCCUGUCUGAAUUACCUCUGUAUAAGUGGGGUGCUAAGGAAUGCAGUUUGUGUGAAGAUGAGCGCUUCAGUAGGACAGGUGUCUGUGUGGGUUGUGAUGCUGGUUUAUGUAGAACUUACUUCCAUGUUACUUGUGCUCAAAUCCACGGUCUUCUAUCAGAUGUACCAGAGGAAUGUGAUGAGGAUGUAGCUGACCCACUGUAUGCACACUGUAAACAACAUGCCGAUAAAACCAUAACCAAAGGAAGACGUCGGGCAUGGCUAGCAUAUAAUGCAAGGUUUAAGAAGGCAAGUGAAAGAAAGACACCAGAAGAAAAGGAAAGAAUUGAGUCCUGCUUAAAUGAAAUCCAAAAACGAGUAAAAGAAGAAAAAGCCAGUUCACCAACAAAAGCCUUGUACACUCCAACUGAGAAAGUUUCUCGUCUUCUAUCUUCUUGUCCUGGAGCUUGUCGGCAGUUGUUCAAGAAAGCAGUUCUUUUAGGAUUUACAACUGAGCAAACAAGAGAUGUUGUAAACGUGCGUCGAAAGUGGUUCGUUCCUCCAUCAAUGACCUGUGAAUUUGUCAACUAUUAUAAUGAUCGGGAUGCACGUGUUAAAGACAUGCAGGAACGACAAGCGAAACUCGAAACCAACAACCAACAACUACAAGAAGAAGAACGAAAACUGAGAGAAAAAGUAGACAAGCUGACAGGAAAUCUUCAUGGUCUGACAAGCACCCUAAAAAAGCACCGAGAGGAAGGUCUGGUUCUACACCAACUGUUAUGUCAACUCGCUGAUCAGGACUUCAGUUUGCCUGAGAUUCUAAAAACAAGAAAAACAAAACGAAAGAUGUCGGAAACCUCUUCAAAACACAUCCAGAUACAUCCGUGCGCUAAAUGUAACGAAAAAACCAAUCCCCACUUGAUGACUGAAUGUGACACGUGUCAUAACUAUUACCACCUGGGCUGUGUAGACCCACCCCUUACAAGAAUGCCCAGGAAGUCUGCCAAGUGUUUGUGGCAGUGCUCUGAAUGCGAUCCCAGCGAAAGUGAGGAAGAGGUCGAUGUGAAUGUGGAUGACGAUACUCCAAUUUCGAAAAGUCGACAAAGAAGAACCAUAAAAGAGCCUACCAAGUUUACUCCAGAUAAGGGCGAGCCACAAAGAAUAAAAGUGUUUAGAAAACGAAAAGCCUCACAAGAUGUUGUCAACACACCUGAAGCGGAGUCUGCACCAAAGAAACCUAAAGUAGAAAAACGGCCAAGGAAGAAAAAAGAAUACGUCCGUAAAGAAAAAGUCCAAGAUUUACGUACCGAAUGUUUUAAGUGUAAACGAAAAGGAGAUAAUCACACUCUUGCAAGGUGUGAUAACUGUAAGCAGUGUUAUCAUUUUGGCUGUUUGGACCCACCAGUCAAGAGUAACCCCAAGAAGCGUGGUUAUAUGUGGUACUGUACGGAGUGUGAUGAAUCGGAAGAGGAGGAAGAGGAAACAGAAGAAAAGAGCGAAAAGAUGGAAGUCAGUGAGGAAGCAGAAGAAAAAACGAAGAAGGACGAGAAGACGACUACAUAACUGCUUGCUGUUAUAAUGACAACCUUCAUUUUUGUUCCCCCCUUUCCUCCACCAUAUUUUACCAUCAUUCUUACCGCCUGGACGAUGGUAAAUAUUGAACACGGCUCCCCAAAGCUUUAGUUUUCUAUAGUUUUAUCUCUGGCUGGCAAUACGAGGCCCACAAAGAACAUGUUUCUUGAUCAAAGUUCGUUCGUGUUGAAAUUUUCGGAAAAUAACUGAUUUUAUUUUGGCAACUGCAUUAAGUUGAAAAUUGACGUGAAUACCAGACAAAGUCGCAUCGCCGAAGUUUAGAUUAAAUUAAAAAUUAAAGAAAAAAAAUAAAGAAAGAAAAUCAUUUAGGUUUUACUAAAGCAGAUAAAUAAUCAAAUGUGUACAAUAUUAUCAAAGUUCAAUAAAAGCUGUUUGUGGAA
This is a messenger RNA of Actinia tenebrosa (Australian red waratah sea anemone), 2758 nucleotides long. Its product is annotated as PHD finger protein 14. Lineage: Eukaryota; Metazoa; Cnidaria; Anthozoa; Actiniaria; Actiniidae. Gene Ontology annotation, biological process: regulation of transcription by RNA polymerase II. The record is from RefSeq and is a predicted model, not a curated record.